Molecule: messenger RNA, 456 nt
Organism: Zophobas morio
Lineage: Eukaryota; Metazoa; Arthropoda; Insecta; Coleoptera; Tenebrionidae
Product: U6 snRNA-associated Sm-like protein LSm5
Exons: 3
Coding region: 142-411 (89 amino acids)
Biological process (GO): mRNA splicing, via spliceosome
Cellular component (GO): U6 snRNP; Lsm1-7-Pat1 complex; U4/U6 x U5 tri-snRNP complex
Molecular function (GO): RNA binding
Source: RefSeq, a predicted model, not a curated record
GCGGCUGUCAAAUUCUACCUGUCAUAAAUAUAGAUGUCAAAACAUGCAAGAUUGUUGCUUGUAGGGUAUAAUUCGAUAAAAACAAGCAAAAAUAGAAGGCGUUGAAGAAUUUUUAAAAGGGUUUUAAACUGCUUUAUUAGGAUGAGUGCUAUGCCUGUUUCGUCGUCGACUCUUCUACCAUUAGAACUGGUCGACAAAUGCAUAGGAUCCAGGAUACAUAUUAUUAUGAAAAAUGAUAAAGAAAUCGUGGGAACUUUGUUAGGGUUUGAUGAUUUUGUUAACAUGUUGCUUGAGGAUGUUACGGAAUAUGAAACAACACCUGAAGGAAGAAGAAUUACUAAACUAGACCAAAUAUUACUUAAUGGGAAUAACAUAACUAUGCUUGUUCCAGGUGGAGAAAUGCCAGAAUAAAUAGUGUUUAUAUAUGUUCUCAUUAAAUAAACUUUAUUUCUAAAA